This is a messenger RNA of Calliphora vicina (urban bluebottle blowfly), 6459 nucleotides long. RefSeq names its product septin 4 (gene Septin4). Lineage: Eukaryota; Metazoa; Arthropoda; Insecta; Diptera; Calliphoridae. Gene Ontology annotation, cellular component: synaptic vesicle; cell division site; septin ring. The transcript has 4 exons. Gene Ontology annotation, biological process: cytoskeleton-dependent cytokinesis; regulation of exocytosis; intracellular protein localization. The record is from RefSeq and is a predicted model, not a curated record. Gene Ontology annotation, molecular function: molecular adaptor activity; GTP binding; GTPase activity. Bases 143 to 1282 code for a protein of 379 amino acids.
GUUUGAAUUAAAUCAAAGCUGAUUUGGCUAAAAACAUUUUACUAAAAGGGAGAUUCAAAACACUAGAAUAAUUACCAUCUACAUAACAUCAAUAAUAAAUAUUUAUAAAAGGGGCGUAAAUCAAACUCCUCUUGAUUUCAAAAUGCGUAGAUUUUUUUCAAAAACACCUUCGUUUGACAAGGAUCGCGACUAUAUAGGAUUUGCUACCUUACCGGAACAAGUCCACAGAAAAUCUGUAAAGAGAGGAUUUGAAUUUACACUUAUGGUGGUUGGCGAAUCAGGUUUGGGAAAAUCAACAUUGGUAAACAGUUUAUUCCUCGGAGAUCUAUAUAAGAACCGAAUUUUUCCACCGGUGGAAGAAAGAAUCGAAAAAACUACACGAAUUGAAAAGAAAACUAUGGAUAUAGAAGAAAGAGGUGUUCGUUUACGAUUGACUGUAGUUGAUACCCCUGGCUUCGGAGAUUCUAUAAAUUGUGAAGACAGCUGGAGAGUGUGCACAGCUUAUAUCGAUGAACAGUUUCGACAAUAUUUUACGGAUGAAAGUGGAUUAAAUAGGCGAAACAUACAAGAUAACAGAGUACAUUGCUGCUUAUACUUCGUCCCACCUUGGGGACACAGUUUACGUCAAAUGGAUUUGGAUUUAUUGAGGCGAUUACAUCGAAAAGUCAAUAUUGUGCUAGUAAUUGGAAAAUCAGACUGUUUGACUAAGACCGAAGUUCGAAAUUUAAAAGAACGUAUUUUAAGAGAUUUGGAAGAUAGUCACAUACAGUUGUAUCAAUUCCCAGAAUGUGACUCUGAUGAGGAUGAAGAUUUCAAACAACAGGAUCGCGAGCUAAAAGCUUCUAUUCCGUUUGCUGUCGUAGGAAGCAAUACGAUUCUAGACAUAGCUGGAAAAAAAGUUCGUGGACGACAGUACCCCUGGGGAGUAGUCAACGUUGAAGACUCGGAGCACAGUGAUUUCAUUAAAUUAAGGACAUUCCUAAUUUCGACACAUAUGCAAGAUUUAAAAGACACUACUCAAGAUGUUCAUUAUGAAAACUUUCGUGCACAAUGUAUUUCACAAAUAUCCCAACAUGCCCUGCGAGAACGUGGCAAAUUGAAGCGUGAUUCAAUCAGCUCCACAAAUGGAUUAGAAGCUGCCAUUUCCGAAACCGAUCGUUUGCUAUUACAAAAAGAUGAAGAAAUACGCCGUAUGCAAGAUAUGCUUACCCAGAUGCAGGAAAAACUUAAGCAAACGCACAUUAUGGAAAUGAAGAAGAACGAUACAGUCAUUGAUGUUUAGAGUUCAAAACUGCCAAAAAAAAAAUGGAGAAUAUUUUAUCACAUUACUUCAUUGCUUUAAAAUUGCGUUCCAUGAUUUUUAAAUAAAAAAGAAAGGAGAAUCAUUUACAAACAAUUAUAUCACUGUGCUAUAAAAAAAAAACUGCGCACUUAAGGAAUCCUAACUAGAGUUCUCAUUCGAAUACAAAUUAUUAGAAUAAUCGACGCAAAAUAUAUAUGUACUUCUCAAAUGUAUAAAAUUGUACAAUUUCGAAUAAAAAAAUAUUCGACCAAUAUUUGAUAAUCGAAAAACUAUAUUUAAGAAAGGAUUACAAAAAUAUGUAUGUAUGGACAAGAACAAAUGAACAACACAUCACUUUAAACCAAGAUGUAGGAGUCUAAUCGUCUUUGAAACAGCAAAACAUCAUGUGACAACUAAAGUGUUAUGAAAAUAAUUAUCUAUUUAUAAUAGAAUUCGAAAGAAUUGACGAUCCAAUUAACGAUAAACGAUAAACAAUUAAUAAAGUACAUAUUGAGAAUCCAUCUCAAAGCGGACAGAACUGGGAUUUGACAUCUCCGAUUUCAAUGAUAUUUAUGUAUGUAUGUAUGUAUUUCAAGUACAUAACAAAUCCAAAACAUUUUCACUCCAGACCCAUAGUUUAAUACACAUAAAUCGGAAACUCUCCUCUCAAAGGCCUAACUCAGUUGUCAAAAUCCUAAGUGGUGAGAAUGUAUACACAUGUAUACUACUAUAUAUGUAUACAUAUCUCACAUUUAAGCUAUUGAAAUAAAACAUAUGAUGUUCACAUUCACAUCAAAGGCAAUAUCUUUAUCCUUAAAAUUAAUUCAAAGUUCUACAUCUUAUAGUUUAAAAGUUAUGGCAAUUAUGACUUUUAAAAGGUCAUAUCAUAUUAAAUUAACACUUUAAAUACAUAUAUGUAUAUUAUCUACGGUAAAUACAAUUGCCUUAUGAGAGCAUUAAACGAUUUUUAUAUACCUACAUACUUUGGUAUCUAAAUAUUAAAUAAUUGUUAUGCUGCUUUUACUCGUAAAUAUAGAGGAACAAAUUAUUUUCUUCUGAAUAAUAUGUAUAAAUAAAUCACAUUUGGAAUUUAAUAUCAAUUCAACUUUAUAAACCCAAAAUUACAAAAAAUUUAAUGAAAAAAACAUAUUUAACUAUUCUACAUAAUAACCAAAUUUACAUUGAAAACAAACACCUGGGCCAUAGAGAAUUAUACAUAGAGACGAGACACUCCGAUUUGUCAAACAAAAAUACAACAAAUAAUAUUUCUGAUAGAACAACAAAAUACAUUGUCUAGCAUGUAUUUUGUUGUUGCAAGAGAUAGGUUUUUGACAACAGACUUAGGUUUUUGACAAUUCCGUCUCGUCUCUAUGUUACCCUAUGACCUGGGCCCUAUUCCACAAAACUACUUUUCAACUUUUCACUUUGCACUUAUCAAAUUUUUGGUUAAUUUGCAAAACUUUAUGUUCCUCAGAACUAUAAAAUUUGAUAAGUGAUAAGUUGAAAUUGAUAAGUGUAAUUUGCAAAGUUUUUGCAAUUUUUAUGUACUCUUUGCAAUUUCUGUUCCACGUACGUUCUCUUAUUCAAAGUGCGAAGUUAAUAUUGAAAAGUGUGAUUUGAUAAACGAUCGCUUUACAAAUUCAUAUUGUUAUAACUAGUAAAGCUCGACGAUAGUGAAGACGCGGUUAUAACAAGAAAUUAUAGAAUUUAAAAACAAAUUAAAAAGAAAAAUUGGAAAAAUAUUAAAAAAUAAAUGUUUGGCAUAAAAUUGUCAAUAAAAAUUUAAAAACAUUAGGUCUGUUCAUUUACUUUCCCAGUAAAUACUUGCAACGAGAGAAUAAAAUCAACCUACACCACCAUAGUGGGGAGGGUAUUAUGCGUUUGUGCAGAUGUGUGUAACGCCCAAAAAUAUUGGUCUAACACCCACCUUAAAGUAUACCGAUCGACUUAGAAUCACUUUCUAAAUCCCUUUCUUCUUAAACGAUGCCCGUCCGUCCGUCCGUCCGUCUGGCUGGUUGGCUGGCUGUCCAUGUAAACCUUGUGCGCAGAGUACAGGUCGCAAUUUUGAAGAUAUUUCGAUAAAAUUUGGUACAUAUAAUUUUUUUGGUCCAAGGACGAAGCCUAUUGAAUCUGGCUGAAAUCGGUCCAUUAUUUCACCUAGCCCCCAUACAAAUGUCCUCUCGAAAUUGGACUUUAUCGGUCAUAAUUGCUUAAUUUAUAUAUGUAUCUACACAAAUUUCACUCCAAAUAAGUUUUUAUAUAUACAAAAUUCAUGUCACCAAAUUUUGUUACGAUCGGUCCAUAAUUAGUCAUAGCUACCAUAUAGACCCGCUUCCGAAAAUCACUUUAACGUGCUUAAAUCACUUAAAAAUGUUGGUAUAUUCUUUCUUACUUGUUUUAAAUUGAAAAUUAUAAUUAUAAUUGAAAAAUGUAUAAAUACUCACAUUUAUAACAUUUAUAUAAGCUGCUAACCAUAGACAACAACUAGAUAGGUAACUGAGAGACAAAAACCGAAGUCUGUUGUCAGAAACCUAAUUCAUGAGAAUGUAUUGCAUGUAUUUUGUUAUUGUAUCACUCGUAUGUGUGAAAAGAGAGUAAUUUUUCAAUAUGUAUUACUCUCUCCUUCCGUUCUAUGUGUUUAUUCUAUGCUGCUAACUAUUACGAGUUCAAAAUAUAACUUGUAAUCAAGGUUGCCAAUUUAGCCAUUUUCCGGCUAGAUCUAGCGAUUUUAUUUUCAUUUAGCCAUAAAAAAAUGGCUAGAUUUAAUCUAGCCGGAAGAUUUAGCCAUUUUAUUUUGUCCUAGCCUUUUUUAUUUUAAACUUUUCUUGAAAUUGUUUAAAAAACAUACCAAUAUUUUUAAUCAAAUGACAAAGAAAUAGUCUUUUUAAAAAAAAAUCUUACGUAGUGGAUUUGAUGAGAACAGGCUGCGUAAUUGUUUAAAAAGCAAACACAUCAGUCAUAUUCAAAAAUCAAUUUUGCAUUUAUUUAAUGGAUCCGAUUUUGUUUAUAAGUGCCCAGAAAUUUGUUUAAUUUAUCAAAAAGGAACCAAUUUAUGUGGAUAGUACAAUUUUUUAAUCUGCUAAGAAAUGUAAUAUUUUAUAUACAUACAUACUAGUAAAGUCGAUCUCACUAAAUAAAAAGACAAUAUUUAUGAAUUUGUAUUCAGUCAUUUUGGGUUUUAGCUAUUUUUAAUUCUAAAUCUAGCCAUUUUCUGAGCUGAAGAGUUGGCAACCUUGCUUGUAAUAGUUUGCAACGAUAGAACACUCUCUAAAAUUUAUACGCUCUUGAUUUUUUCUCUACUUGCAAGUUUUUGAGUUAAUGAACGCUUUUCCAGUAACAAUUGUUACUAACUAGUAACAACUUUUAGUUAUUGAACAUAGCUAUUUUUAAAUUGAAAAUUAAAAAAAAAUAUUUGUUUACAUAAAAAUAUUUAAAACUUUUAUUUCAAAGUUUUUAUUUCAAUUUGGUGAAGAGUAUAUAAGAUUCGGCACAUCCGAAUAUAGCUCUCUUACUUGUUCUUUGUAACAGUGCACGUUUUGUCUCAAUUUUUAUUUUGCGCCUCAUUUUAACACGUUCUAUAUAGCAAAGCAAAGUGAAAAGUAAUAAGACAGAAAUGCAAAGAUGAUUAAAUGCUUUGUGGAACACUUUGCACAGAGAGCUCAAAGACUUCGCAAAAAGAGCAACGACUUUGCAAAGAGAGCAACGACUUUGCAAAGAGAACAAAGACUUUGUAAAAAUUAGCUUAUUGCAAAGUGAGAUUUGCAGAGAAUAUUGUGGAACAGAAACACUUAUCACUUUGUCAAAAAAUGUAAUUUGAUAAGUGAAAAGUUGAUAAGAUAAGUUGUUUGUGAAAUAGGGCCCUGAUUCUUCUUUGAUGAAUUUGUUUAUGAAUUUUAUAAGUUCAUAAAUCCGGCAGUAAAGCCGCUAUCACAAUGUCAGCAUAAUUUUCAAGUAGUGUUGUUUGCAAUGGCAGAAACAAAUUGUGAAAUUUUCAUUGACAAUUUAAGACAUUUGUUAUGUUUCCCUGUCUUCCUCAUCAAAUCGUUUCAAACCUCUUUUUUAUUGUUUCAUAAUUAGAAAUUAUAAUUAUUUCCUCUAUUUAAAAUCGAUUUAAAAAUGACUGCGUUAGGAAUCGUAAAGUGUGUGAUAUCACAAUCGAAUAGAGUUGGGUUUAAUAUAAAAAUUUACGACAACAGUGUAAUAAAAUACUCAACUAGGUGUUAGUCAUUCAGUUAAGUUCAGAGUGGCAUAACUCUAAUCUACAACCCCCAGUAAGUCCCUUUUGUGAGUGUUUUUUACGUUAGUGCGGUGUAAAUAUUUAUUUUAAUUUAUGAAAAUAUAUAAUCAGAUUGAUUCAAAACAGUGUCUGCUCGGUAAUCUGCAUAUAAUACAUGCAAACAUAAACGAAUCAAUUGUUUCUCAUUAAUUUUUUCACUACCAACUUCUAACCUGCAUACAUAUUUUUAUAUAUAGAAAAUUUCCAAUGGGCGCAAUAUAUUUCUUAAGUAUUUCAAAUUAGCAAAUAUGAAUAUUUUGAAGCAUACACCAUAAAGAAUAUAUGUAUAUUGUACAAGCUAAAUAAAUGAAUGGUAAUUGGUAAUUGGUAACCCAAAAACCACUUGUCCUUUACUUAUUCAAGAAUAUUGACUUGUCAUCAGUAAUUGUCGUAGGAGUAAGCAGAAUAUACCAAAGUUAUGCAGUAAUAAAUAAAUUAUUUACACUUUCCUAGCAUUUAUUUUAACUGUGGUAGUUGCAUUAGGAUUGCUUUUACUUUUCAAAUUAGUUAACAUUAUUAAUUAAAAUUAUUUCCCUACUUCAAAUCGUUCAUUUGAUAUGAUUUGAAUUGAAUUGUAUUUUAAUUUAAUUUAAGUAUGUUAUUUUAAAGUUUUAUUUAGAUUUAAGUCAAUUACCUGAUAAAUAUUAAUUUCAUUUUUAGAAAACUAAUCUUACUCUAGUUUCUUCGUUAAUUCUUUUUAUAAUUUUAUUGUUGUGAAAUUAAAUACAUAAAUAAAUAAAUAAAUAAAUAAAUAAAUAAAUAAAUAGCUAACUGCACUGUUUAACGGACAUUAAAAUUACUAAUUUAUGUAUGUAUGUUUGUAUAUCGAGACAUUUAAGUAAAAUUAAUAAUUUAAUUAAAAUUUUUCAAUUAAUAAAAAAAUAAAUAUCAUAAAAUGAAA